AUGAGUCGGGGUCCAGGUGGUAUUUUCACAUCUCUAAGUGCACUGAAACACAACAUGUCGGUUGAAAAGCAACCAGAGCAUGGCUACACACGGUUCAGUGGAGCCUGCCUCCCUCUUGAUCCUUUAGUCAAGCUCAACGUGGAUGCAGGUUACCUUCAAAAUUCCAAGAAAGUCAGUUUAGACUGUGUAAUUAAGGAUCAUAAUGGACAGGUGUUGGGUACAAGUUGCAGAAUCACUUACUCGGUUCAAUCAAUUUUUGCUGCCGAGGCAAUUGCUUUCCCGCAUGGGCUCCAAUUUGCUCAAGAUAUGGGCUUUUCUUGUUUUAUCAUAGAAGGGGAUGCUCGAACCAUCGUUCGAAGAGUUCAAUCCACCGAAUCUAAUCUCUCAGAUAUCAGAUCCCUCGUAAUCUACAUAAAAGAAAAGAAUGAGGAGUUUAGGGAGUGCCAUUUCCAUUUUAUUCCCAGACAUGCAAAUCAGGUAGCUCACGCUUUAGCAAGCAAAGGUUUGAGGGAAUCUACUGACCUGUUUUGGGUGAAAGAUGCUCCCCCAUCCAUCCUCAGCCUAGCUGCAGCAGACCCUCGCCAUCUUGAACCUCCUUGA
Hibiscus syriacus is the source of this 600-nucleotide messenger RNA. RefSeq lists its product as uncharacterized. Gene Ontology annotation, molecular function: RNA-DNA hybrid ribonuclease activity; nucleic acid binding. The record is from RefSeq and is a predicted model, not a curated record. The coding region runs from base 1 to 600 and encodes 199 amino acids. NCBI's taxonomy places the organism in Eukaryota, Viridiplantae, Streptophyta, Magnoliopsida, Malvales, Malvaceae. The transcript has 2 exons.